Calypte anna (Anna's hummingbird) is the source of this 1856-nucleotide messenger RNA. RefSeq names its product RNA pseudouridine synthase domain containing 1 (gene RPUSD1). Gene Ontology annotation, molecular function: RNA binding; pseudouridine synthase activity. Gene Ontology annotation, biological process: pseudouridine synthesis. Bases 279 to 1181 code for a protein of 300 amino acids. The transcript is spliced from 6 exons. Lineage: Eukaryota; Metazoa; Chordata; Aves; Apodiformes; Trochilidae. The record is from RefSeq and is a predicted model, not a curated record.
GCGGGGUUCGGGGCUGCGGGUCGGGUCGGUACCGUCCCCUGCGCUGUGUGUGUCCCCUCCGCCGCGUGUCGUUGUCCCCUGCGGGGCGGUCAGGGCGUGUGGUCCCGAGAUGGCGGCCCGGUUCCGGUCGGUAAAAGACGGGGUUCGGUUGGGCCGGGACCGUGCGGCUGCGGGGCCUCCAGGCGCGACACCGAAAGAGUGUCCGGUGUGACACCGGGAGGCUGCAGGACACGUACAGCCUGGUGGCACCGGCACGGAGACAGCACCGGGCACUGGCCAUGGAGCCAGGCACCAUUGACAACCUCAGCAUCCUGUACCAGAGCUCGGACUUCAUCGUGGUCAACAAGCACUGGGACCUCCGCAUCGACAGCAAGAUGUGGCACCAGCCCCUCACCCUCCAGAGCCAGCUCAAGCACCGCUUCCCCGAGCUGGCUGACCCCGACACCUACUAUGGCUUCAGGUUCUGCCACCAGCUGGAUUUCUCCACCAGUGGAGCCCUCUGCGUCGCGCUCAACAAAGCGGCGGCGGGAAGCGCCUACAAGUGUUUUAAGGACCGGUUGGUCACCAAAGCCUACCUGGCCCUGGUCAGGGGCCACGUCAGCCAGAGCCGAGUGACGAUCCGCUACGCCAUCGGGAAGAACACCACGGAGGGCAUGACCCACAUGAUGUGCAUCGAGGGGACAGAGGGCUGUGAAAAUCCCAAACCUUGCCAGUCGGAGCUGGUCGUGCUGGAGCACGGGUCCUACAGCGGAGACCCCGUCACCAAAGUGCUGCUGCAGCCAUUGACAGGUCGGACUCACCAGCUCCGUGUUCACUGCAGUGCCAUCGGCCACCCCAUCGUGGGGGACUUCACCUACAGCCAGAAGAAGGACAGCAGUCCCUACAGGAUGAUGCUCCACGCCUACUACCUGCGCAUCCCCACCAGCAAGGAGCUCAUCGAGGUCUGUGCCCCGGAUCCCUUCCUCACCUCCAUGGACAGCAACUGGGUGCCCCACCACGUCACCCACCAGCUGGAUGAGACCAUGCAGGAGCUGAAGGACAAGGUGAUGGAGAAGAGGGAAGAGGAGGAGAGCCAGGAAGCUGUGCCUGGUGGCAGAGGAAAGGAGGCACCGAGCCAAGGCGAGAGCCCGGAGCAGCGGGCUGGGUGCCAGCAGUGGUUGGCUGAGUGGGCUCUGGAGUGAGCACCCAUCCCAGCUCUCCAGUUCCAGCCCAAUUGCUCCAUUUUUUCUCCUGGUGGGUCCCCGCAGAGCCCAGUGCUGACUCCACACCUGCACGUUGUGUACACCGUGGCUUCCAUCACUCUUAGGGCUGGGAUCAGGCAGAUUUUAGCAGCUGGUAGGGUGGGUUUGGUUUUUAACUUCCACAUCAUCCAUCUGGCCACUGGAUGCCCCUGUUCCUAAUUCUGGGCCUCAGCAGCAGCAGUCAGUGUGUCACAUUCCAGCUUCGAGUGACCCUAAAGCUUCAUGUCCCUGUCCCAGGGCUUGGGCACAGCCAGGGCAGCACAGACACUGCCUCUGCCACCAGCAUGAUGGUGCAAACCCUCAGUGGAGUUCAGGAUGCUAAAGGGAGAGGAGAACAUGCUGGGUGGAGCUCCCGUGUCCCCAGUUCUUGUCAUUCCAGCCUGCUGGCACACAAGGAAGGAGGACAUCAAGAAGCUGAAGGGAAACCUACAGGCACCAGCAGCCCCCUUGGUCCUGGGGUGGCCCCGGGUGUUUGGUGGGCAGAGGGGAGGUCCCUGCCUACCUGUCCCUGCCCAUGCACCCUCCUUCCUGCCCCCACCCACACUUGGUUCUUCUGAAAGGUUUGCUGAGGGUGAGCAGGUUGAUAGGAAUGAAUUUUAAGCUUUUUUCCACGAC